Molecule: messenger RNA, 3480 nt
Organism: Encephalitozoon intestinalis ATCC 50506
Lineage: Eukaryota; Fungi; Microsporidia; Unikaryonidae
Product: chromosome segregation ATPase
Exons: 1
Coding region: 1-3480 (1159 amino acids)
Biological process (GO): sister chromatid cohesion
Cellular component (GO): chromosome; nucleus; cohesin complex
Molecular function (GO): DNA binding; protein binding; ATP hydrolysis activity
Source: RefSeq, a predicted model, not a curated record
AUGGGACUGGAGAGAGUUGAAGUAGAGAACUUCAAGUCGUAUGCGGGAUUUCAUAUUAUUGGGCCUUUUGAUAGGUUCACUUGCAUUGUCGGGCCAAAUGGAUCGGGGAAGAGCAAUAUAAUGGAUGCUGUGACAUUUUGCCUUGGGAUUGGAUCCAAGCACCUCCGAGCUAACAAUAUUAGGAGCCUGAUCAACGGUGGAUCCAGCCAUGCCAGUGUGGCACUUCACAUCGAAGGGUCUGGAGAGAGGAGAGUCUUUAAGAGGAGGAUUAGUAGUGAAGGGCGAAGCCAGUACUUUGUGGAUUCUGAGAGUGUUGGGUAUGAGAGGUUCAGAGAGGUUGUUGAGGGGAUGAAUCUGCUGGUUGAUGCCCGAAACUUCCUGGUGUUCCAAGGGGAUGUCAAUGCGAUAGGAAACAUGAUGCCGAUGGAGCUUACAAGGGUAUUUGAAGAAGCAAGUGGAAGCCUGAAGCUUAAGGAGGCUUAUGAGGAGAAGCAGAGGGCACAGGCAAAGGCUGUGAGUGAAUGUGCGUCGCUGUUUGAGGAGAAGAAAGAGGUGAUGAGCCGGAUGAAGGAGGCUGAAGAGGUUCGAGAGCAAGAAGGAGAGUUUCGAAAGCUAGUGGAGAGGAAGCAUAAGGUGCAGAGAGAUAUAGUGCUGUAUGAACUUAUGGAGAAGAGGAAUAAGAAGAAAGACAUAAGCAAUGAAAUGUUGAGUCUUGGGCAGGAAAGUAGAAAGAUGGAGGAGUUGGUAUGCAAAAAGGAGAAGGAGGUUGAAAAGCAUAGAGGAAGGAUAAGUGAGAUCAGGAGAAGGUAUUUUGAGGCCGAUGCCCUAGUGUCGAAACAGAAGGAAGUGGUGGCGGAAAGAAGAGCAUGGAAGUCCUUAGGGGAGUCAGAGAGGAGUAAGAGAAGAGUACGGAUUGCGGAGAUUGAAAUGGAAAUCAGGGCGGGACAGGAAAUGAUGGGGGGAAAGAAGAGAGAGAUUGAGAGGAGAAGGAGAGAUCUGGCAGGAGUUGCCGAAGGGUAUUCUGAGCUAUGGAGGGAAGAGGAAGAAAGAAAAGAACGGCUGAACGGAGUUAAGGAGAAAGAAGAGGAGAUUGAAAAGAGAGAAAAGGAAUUUCUUCGGAUGUGUGGAGAGGAGAGGGAGAGAUUGAAUACUCUGGAGAUGGAAGAAUUUCCUCGGCAAAUGAUGAAAGAUGAUUGCAUAAGGAAGAUUGGCAACUUGAAGGAGAGAAGCGAAGAAUUGGAAAGUAUGAUCAAGGAAAAGAAGAUGAUCCGGGGAAAUACUGGAGUGAAGAUAGAUGCGCUUGAAAGAUCUUCGGAAGAGUUGGGGAGGAAGAUAUUACAUCACGAGGAAAAGUACUCAAGGCUUAUCUCUGAGGAGAAGGAAAAAAAUGAGGAGCUUUCGUGGGUGCUUGGAGAGAUUCUGCGCAUCAAAGGGAAGAGAAGAAUUGAUGGACGGCAUUCUGUGAUUGCAGGGGCUGUGGAGACUCUUAGGGAGAUGUUUCCUGGGGUGUAUGGAAGGGUUGUUGAUCUGAUUAAGCCCACCCGAGACAAAUACGAGAUUGCAUUGUCGGUGCUUUUGGGAGGGCAUGAUCAAUCUGUUGUUGUUGACACAGAGGUGACAGCGAUGUCGUGUAUCAACUUUAUAAAGGAGAAGAAGCUGUGCAAGAUGACGUUUGUUCCUCUGCACAGCAUCCGAGACCAGGGAGAUGGUAGAGAUGUGGAGAAUGCUGUGGAGAAGUAUGGAGAAGGGGUAAGAAGAGCAUCGGAUGCGGUUAAAUACGAUGGGAAGUAUAAGAAGAUAGUAUCUUUUCUAUUUCGAGAAAAGCUAAUAGCAGAUAGCAUGGAGAUAGCCAAGGAUAUUUGCUAUGGAAGAAAAAUCAAGGUGAGUGUGUGUACGUUGGAUGGGAUCUACAUAUACGGAGGAGGAUAUUUGAUAAGCGGAGGAGGAGAAGGACGAAACAAGUUCCAGGAGGAUGAGCUGGAUGAACUAGUGAAGAAAAGGAUGAGGAUUUUAGACGAGCUUCGGCGAAUCCAAGAUGGCAAGAAUGAGCUUUCUCAUGUUGAGAUAUGUAGAGAAAGAAUGGAGGUUUGGAAAAAGAGCAAGGAGUUGGAAAUGGAGACUUUGAGGGAGCUGGACUCGUGCAUUGAGGAUCUGGAGCUCCGGAUUGGAGAAAAUAAAAGGAUGUUGGAAGAAACAGAGGAGUGUUUGAAACGAACAGAAGAGGAGAUGGGGCAGUCUGAAGUUUAUCUAAAGGAGCUUCGAAAGAAAAUCGAAGAAGUGGAAUCUUCUGUGUUUUGCGGAAUAUUUCCAAAUGCCUACUUCGGAAGCUUUGAAGAGUACAAGAAGGCUCGGGAGAGUGAAGCUUUUGCACUGAAAAGUAUGGAGUAUGAGGGAAUAAAGGCAAAGACUGAGCUUAGGAUUGAGAUGCUGGAACGGGAGGUAAGGGACCUAGAAGAGGAAACAGAAAGACUUCGAAGGGAAGUAGAAGGAUUGAGUAAAGAUCCCUGCCGCGAUGAAAUAGACAUCGAUGCAUUGGAUUCGGAGCUCAUGAUUCUUGAAGAGGGAAGAAGAAAAAAUCUUGAGGCUUUUAAAAAGGCUCGGGACGAGUUUAAAGAGAUCAAUGAGGAGUUCAAAGAGUUGGUUGACCGUAGAAAUGAACUUGAUCAGCAGAUAAUCCACAGCACAUCUGCUCGAGAGCGUCUUGAAGAAGAGAUUAAGGACACCCUGAGCUUUGCAGUUCUCGAGGAGAUUGAUCUCCCUUGUGCAAAGAGGAUGUCGAUGGGGGAGAUUUCUGUGGAUGAGAUAGACUUCUCUGGACUGGAAGGGAGUGUCUCGAAACUUCGAAAGGAGCUGGAGGAAAUCAACCAAAAGAUAAGCAGCCAGGCACCUGUGAUAAGAAUGGAGGAAAGAGAUGGAGAUAAUGCUAGAUACAUGAGGAUAAGCGCAGAAUACGAAAAGCGAAAGGCAAUGGCAAUUGCUGCCAAGAAUGAGUUCAACGAGGUGAAGAAAAGAAGAACACACUUGUUCAUGGAGUGUUUUGAGAAGGUCAAUAAGGAGAUAUCAAGGAUAUACAAGCUUCUUACAAUGACCGAGACAGGUGAAGGAAAUGCAUACCUGGUCCUUGAAAACACAGCUGAACCCUUCAGAGAAGGCAUUAGAUUCCAUCUGAUGCCUCCAAACAAGAGAUUUCGAGAAGUUAGACUGCUUUCAGGAGGAGAAAAGACUAUGGCUGCUUUGUCCCUCCUCUUCUCUCUCCAUGCGUACAGGCCUGCUCCCUUCUAUUUAUUUGACGAGGUGGACUCUGCCUUGGACAAGGCUAAUGUGUCGAAGAUUGUGUCCUUCAUAGUUUCGUGUAACGCCCAGUUUAUCCUCAUCACCCUAAAGCCAUCUCUAUUCCAACAUAGCGAUGGCCUGGUUGGAGUGUACAAGGAUCCUCGCGAAGGUGUGAGUAAGGUUCUUACCUAUAGAUUGGGAGACUGA